AUGGACUUCACAGCCGCCUAUCGGCACGCGUCGUGGCGCUGCAUUUCCUUUUCGCCGGGCUCGACGUUUUUGGCCUCUGUGGCCGCAGAUGAUGCUUGCUCGGUGGUUGUGAGGGCCAGCUCGACACUUCAAGUCAUUCGGACUUGGACGCUGGAGGCGUCGAUCAGUACGCUGGAAUGGUCUCCCGAUGGAGCUUUCCUCUUGGCAGCACAUCCUGGACAGACAGAAGAUGGGAUCGUCUUUGUUGUAUCGCUCGAUCCGGCCAAGGAAGCCAAUGACGGCUCUGAUGCGGGCUCUGGAUGGGUCGCUAGAAUUUUGUCUGGCUCUGAAGGACUCUCGCACGCUACAUGGGCGCCGCCUUAUGGUCCCAAGACCCUGAUCUUGUUCAGCCAUAACCACAUUCGGGCGUCGCUAUACAAUCUGGUUGAUCAACACAUCUCGGCAGUCGAAGGCCCCAAACACGACAAGAUUGCAUGGACAGCCAAGCAGCCCAACUACUUUGCCAGCAUCCUCAAGGGAGCAGAACGUGAUUCUCUCUACAUCUUUUCUGCACAGAAACUGACACACAAGGAUCUGCAGCAGUUCACCAACAAGCCAAAAUCAGACGAGAUGUGGAAGGUGGAGCAUGGCUUCCAUCUCUCCCUGAACGAUGCGCAUGAUGUGCUUUGGGCUCCGGACGGGAGCUGCCUGGCAGUAUGGGAGGGGCCGCUAGAGUACAAGCUGCAAAUAUACACACCUCUUGGCGCUCUUCGCGCGACCUUUCUCAUCGAGCCGGAGAGCGACGACGGUGCACCUGUCACACGAUCAGGCCCCACAGCAGCAGAGGUUGGGCAGACGUCAAAGCGACGUCAGAAAUCUACCGAACUCACUAGUGGAGUCGCAGGCGGUGGAAGUGGGAUUCGCCAUGUGGAAUGGCAUCCAUCCUCGCUGUUCAUUGCCGUUGCAGGCGGAGACGAAAUGGUGCGCGUCCUGGAGAGCAUCGAAUGGGAGGAGGUGGCGUGUUUGGAUCUUUCGCGCGCCUCGAUCCGAGCCAACAAGGACUCGCUAUCGAUACCUAGUUAUGGCCCGCUCAUCGCGUGGAGGGAACCACUCAACUGGCUAGAAGAGACGAGAGCACGCGGCAUUGUCGCAUUGGAGCAGGCGAGCUUACCGAUUUCCCUUUCAGCGUCGAAAACGGAAUCGAACAAAGUCAAGUCGCCAAAGGGCAUCGCAUGGAUAGCAUGGAGCCCACAGGGAAAUCUGCUAGCUGCGCUGAAUGAGCGCCUACCGCAUGCUGUCUGGAUCUUUGGCUUUGCCGAGCCAGGUCAAGGCAGAGUUGUAGGCAGUGCACCUCGUCUGCUCGCGGUUCUGCAGCUCAAUAGUGCUGCACGCAGAGUAUGUUGGAGACCAGGCCAUGUUGGUAAGCUGGGUGUGGUAUGUGACAAUCGUGCCGUCUAUAUGUGGGAGCUGAUUGCCACCUCGACGUCUCAUUUCAGGCAGAGAGCAGAGGCGAUCCCAAUACCCAAUGACGAUCUGAAGGCGAUGCAAUUGCAAUGGUCGCCAGAUGGGCAAAAGAUCCUGCUGGCUUCCGACUCGCUGUUUUGCUGCGCAUUUGAAGCGGGCGAGAGUUGA
This is a messenger RNA of Mycosarcoma maydis (corn smut), 1611 nucleotides long. RefSeq lists its product as uncharacterized. The record is from RefSeq and is a predicted model, not a curated record. Gene Ontology annotation, biological process: microtubule anchoring at mitotic spindle pole body; mitotic sister chromatid segregation; protein localization to mitotic spindle pole body. The coding region runs from base 1 to 1611 and encodes 536 amino acids. Gene Ontology annotation, molecular function: protein binding. The transcript has a single exon. Gene Ontology annotation, cellular component: MWP complex; microtubule organizing center; mitotic spindle. Lineage: Eukaryota; Fungi; Basidiomycota; Ustilaginomycetes; Ustilaginales.